CAAGAUAAACAGCCAGCCUCUUUCCAUAUGCAUUCUUUCCAAAAUGGACGACGAAAACAAUUGCUCAACAUUCACUGGAAAAAAAUGCUGUCGCGUCUUUGACACUUCAGGAAAAGGCAUUGAAGAAAUGAUUAAGAAUCUCUCCGCUCAAGAUGUCUAUUUCACUUCCAAUGGAAAGAUAUUUGACAUUAAAACCUUCCUGGAUGGCAAAAUUGUGGAGCCAUCUCUUGUCAGGUGUCAUCUGCGCAUUUUGGGCGGCAAAGGUGGAUUUGGUUCAAUGUUACGUGCACUUGGUGCUCAAAUAGAGAAAACAACAAACAGAGAAGCAUGUAGGGAUUUAAGUGGUAGAAGAAUGAGGGAUGUCAACAAUGAAAAAACGAUUAAUGAGUGGUUAGAGAAAAAGAAAACUGAAGACGAGGAUAAAGCAAAAAGGAAAAAAGAAAAACUUGAAAAGAUAUUAAACCCACCAAGGCACAUUUUAAAGGACUCAAGCUAUGUCACAGAUUUAAAAGCCAAUGCUGAAAAAGUUGAAGAUGCUUUAAAACAAGGUCUGAGUACAAAACAGCAGUCACAAGGUACAGGUCAUGGAAAAAGACAGAAUUCAAGUGAAAAAAAUGGGAAAGCCAAAAAGCAGAGACUUUGGCUUGGCUUAGAUGACUCUGAUACUGCAGAAGAAGAUGAAGAUAUUUGUGAUAGCACUUUUGAAACUGAAUGCCUGGCUUAUCCAGUUGAAAAAACAGACAAAUUAUUAUCAGAUGUUCCAAACAAAAGUGACAGCACAGACACUAAAUCAGAUGAUCCUGUACACAAGAAAGAGGUGUUUGAAACAAAGCUGCCAGAAAAAGACAGUGAGCCUGAUAAAGAAAAGGUGCAAAUCAGUGGACAUUCUGCUUUUUCUACAAAAGAGGAAAAGCCCAAUGUUCAAACAGACAAUGACUCAAUAUCUGAUGAAAGAAGUGAAAAGGAGGAUGUCUCUAAAGCUCAGAAUAGCCAUCAAAGUGAUCUUCUAAUCAACCUGCAGUUGUUUUCAAUGGCAGAAGAGCUAGAAGCAUUUGGACUGGAAAAACUUAAAUGUGAGCUAAUGAAGCAUGGCUUAAAAUGUGGUGGAACCUUGCAGCAACGUGCUCAGCGCUUAUUUCUAUUGAAGGACACUCCUAUUGAAAAGUUAGACAAAUCACUGUUUGCAAAACAGGGAAAGAAGCACUCAAAAUAGAGACAUGCAUUCUUAAUGCUUUACAGCUUGGUGAAAAGUCAAAUGAGUUGGCACACAGAAAGGGACAAGCAUUUUUAUCAUACUCUGAGAUCAAGCAUGUUAUGAAUGCAAAUAACAGUAUGCUUCUACUCCUAGCUUGUUUUAUUUGGUUAUGAUUGUUAUAAUUUGUUUUAAGUAUCAAUAUUAUGGGAAAAUUUGUUAAAAAUCUCACACUUUGACAAGCUGAAAGAAAUCAGGAUUGUUUUUUUAAGAGAGCAGGUUUUUUGGUCUAGCGGUUACCUUGCUCUUAGCGAUCCAAGUUGAAUAACAUAAUAAUUUAAAAGUAUUGAAGCAGGAGUUAAAGACAUGUCAAUGUACCUUCAAAUCUUGUAGCACUUUGCUAAACUCUGUGAAGCAUGUUUAGUUACUUAUCAAAGACGAUGUAUCAGCCCUAAGUUAAAUGCAAUUAUUUCCCUAAUAUACUAGUUGUAAAACUUUGUCCUGUAUUGUUCUGUAAAAAUAAAUUGGAUUGUAAAUAAAACUCUGCAAGAACGAAAGAGAAAUGCAAGAACAUUCCACUCUAUACUGUCAAUUUUUGAAACCAAUUAAGGUUUCUUGAAGAUCACCUAUCAAUGAGAGAGUUGCAAUAUUGCUAUAUUUACAAACAAAUUACCGUAUUUUGCUGGUAUAAGAUGCAUCCUUGUAUAAGAAGCACCCAUAAUUCCAUUUUUGAAUUCUGAAAAAUAGUUUUUACUGCGUCUUACCGUGUAUAAGACACACCCCCUUUUGCCAGUUCUUGUAAAGCAUGUAUCUUUCAGUGAAAGAAUAAACUCAAGAAUAAACUAUAGACACUACAUCUGUGGAGGAAAAUUUGUUCAAACCGCAAUGUUUCAAAUCAUCAAAAUAGAAAGUUUAAAAUCAUAAAAGAAUCAAAAUCAUUAUUAACGCUUACAGGUUUUAAAAUCAUUAAAAUUCUUGUCUGCCGUCCAUUUCAUUCACAACUUUCACAACGAUUACAGGGAUGUGCCCUUCAAUUAAAAGAAUGAAGGUUACAACCCUUCCAUUUGGGAGUAAAAAAAGCUUUUGUCAGAUAAUUUUUCUAUCGCGACUGGAAAAUUUCGAACCUUUCACUAAAUUUUCGUUAAAGUGCAAUUAUUCAAAUUAAGAGAACAGGAGCUCCAAAUAUCAUAAUAUUUUGUCUAAAAAACGAAUGACACUUUGCCUUCAAAGGAAAUGAUGGGACAGUCAAUGUUACCAUGUAUAAGAUGUACCCUCAAACAAAGCCAUAAUUAAACAAAGAUGCCUUUUAAACAUGGCAAAAUACAGUAAGACGAAAAUAAAUUUUGAAACAUUGUUACUGUUGUAUGUAGGUUGUAUUUCUUUCUUACUCUUUACAAAACUUUUUUUAACUUGAUUUCUAGUAAUGCGUAGUUUUUUACAUGAAAAUAAUGACAUUGCAGGGUAUAGUUCUAGUGUGUAAGUAUAGGAAGAAAUGCAGGAAAGGCUGUCUGCAAAAAUUAUUUUUAGGCGGGGGCUUAUUCGAGGGGGGGGAGCUUAUUCGAGCAUGGGGCUUAUCCGAGGAUUUACGGUGUUGGUAUUAUUGAUUUCAUCAAUUAAAGUCAUCUUCAGUAAAGAAAGCUUUCCAAUACUUUAAAUCUACAAUAUAUUUUUUCAAGGUGGCUAGCUUUAGCUUUUUAUUUUCAUCUCGUUAACAAGGGUUGUAAAAUUUCGACAUUACACGGGCUUUUUCACAUUUCAAAGUUAAAAAUGUUUGCUGUGAAAGAUUCUAUUCCAAUCAGGUUCCUUUGGAAAUGUGUGUUGAUGCAAAUCGUAUGAAUUUUCUUCAGGGUGAAUUCUUUGAAGGUGUAUCUUGUAAUUUUGCUCUUCAUGCCAACUCUGCAUUUUACUUUCUUUUCCUUACUCCCACAAACGCGUUAGUUACUAGAUGCUAUACUCGACACCUUUAGCUUAAAGGAGCGUGAGGGCUGUCACUUUUUCCAAGAGGUUUUUAGGAUUUUUCGCAGAAUUUUUUGAAGAUUUUUCUCGAAAACAAAAGGGUUUUUGCCAAAGGUGUAUGAGAUUUUCGUGAAGUGAUAUGCCCUUCAAAGGCAUACGUAAUGUUCGGAAAUGAAAAGAUCGAAUAAUUGUGAGUGGUCUCUUUCAGGAAGAGGAAAUAGAAAGAAAGGGACAGAUAGACAAUGUGAUAUGCAAACUCACGCAAUUAGAGCAAUGAUUUUAGGUAGAAAAGACUUACAACUUUAUCCUUUGAAAUUCUACUUCCAAUUGAU
This is a messenger RNA of Rhopilema esculentum, 3480 nucleotides long. RefSeq names its product splicing regulator SDE2. NCBI's taxonomy places the organism in Eukaryota, Metazoa, Cnidaria, Scyphozoa, Rhizostomeae, Rhizostomatidae. Gene Ontology annotation, cellular component: nucleus. The record is from RefSeq and is a predicted model, not a curated record.